This is a messenger RNA of Recurvomyces mirabilis, 1560 nucleotides long. RefSeq lists its product as uncharacterized. Gene Ontology annotation, molecular function: transmembrane transporter activity. Gene Ontology annotation, cellular component: membrane. NCBI's taxonomy places the organism in Eukaryota, Fungi, Ascomycota, Dothideomycetes, Mycosphaerellales, Teratosphaeriaceae. The transcript has 10 exons. Gene Ontology annotation, biological process: transmembrane transport. The record is from RefSeq and is a predicted model, not a curated record. Bases 1 to 1560 code for a protein of 519 amino acids.
AUGGCUGCUCAGACCGCUGGAGGCAUGUAUGGCGUAAAGAAGUCUGAUGUUCAUGGUAACGAAAUACUCAACGACGGCAACGCGCUCAAGAGCAGCAGCAGUUCCAACAGCCUGGACGAUGCAUUUCUCACGGCGGAGGAGUUAGUUCUUGAGAAGAAGUUGAAACGGAAAAUCGACAGCAUUAUCAUGCCGGUCGUGGUCUUGGAAGGACCAUACCAAACCUCCAGCGCAUCUGCUAAUGAUGACCAGCUCGAAGAGGAUCUCAACAUGACUGGCAACCAGUUCCAGAUAGGGCUAUCUAUUCUUUUCGUCGGAUAUACAAUCAUGCAAGUUCCGUCAAAUAUGCUCCUGAACUAUUGCGGACGUCCGGCAUACUACAUCGGUGGAUGGACGAUCGCGUGGGGAUUGGUUUCCGCCUUGACUUCGCAAGUCAACACUUAUGGUCAGAUCGUGGCGUGCCGAUUCAUACUAGGCUUUGUCGAGGCACCAUUCUUCCCAGGUGUCUUGUUCUACCUAUCAAAGUGGUACACGAAGAAGGAACUCAACCUCCGGAUGUCAAUAUUCUACGCUGGAUCGUUGCUAGCUGGAGCCUUCGGCAAUCUUAUUGCUGGUGGCAUCCUUAACGGUCUUGAUGGAGCACGAGGUAUGCGAGCAUGGCGAUGGCUGUACAUCGUCGAAGGAGCUCUUACAAUAUUCAUUGGCAUCGGCGUAUGCUUCAUCCUUCCCGACUUUCCAGAUACUUGGAAAGGACUCUCACCUGAGCUGAAAUCGGUCGCCAACAGACGCAUGGCCCUCGAUGGAGCCGGAGCCGAUGUAGAUGUCGGUGGGAAGAUGAGUCACCUGACUGGAGCAAAGCUGGCCUUCACGGAUCCGAAGACCUACUUACUAGCAGCUAUGUACCACUGCAUCGUUGGCGCGACCGGUUUCCAAAACUUCUUCCCGUCCUUGACGAGGACUCUAUUCACGAGCCGGAGUACCUCGCUCCUCAUGGUAGCUCCACCCUACAUCUUCAUCAUGUUCUACUCCUUUGGCCACUCAAUCGUGUCAGACAAGCUACAGAAUCGUUUCUGGUUCUUCAUCUAUCCAUUACCACUAUGUAUCGUCGGAUGCUUGAUUUUCAUGUUCACCGAUGGGUUUGGAGAGCGAUACUUCUCUGUCUUCCUACUGAACAUGGUGUUCGCUAGCUUCGGCACCAUCUACUCCUGGAACUCAAACAUCAUCGCCCGGCCACCAGCCAAACGGACUGUUGCGCUCGCUUUCAUGAACAGCAUCGGCAACAUGGCGUCCAUCUGGACGCCAUUCACUUACGUCGAUGGAUCCGAACCGUACUACCGUCCUGCUCUGGGCAUUGUGAUUGGCCUUCUCACCGUCUCACUUUUGCUCGCAGUCGUGCUCCGCUUCAUGAUGGUGAAGAUGAAUCGUGAGCUCGAGCGGCUCGAGAAUGAGGAUGUGCAGCUCAACGAGAAGGAGAUGGCGAAGCUGCAGAAGACAGCAGAGACGGAAGGCAUCUCGCUCCGGACUGCGAGGCAGUUGCAGAAGGGUUUCAGAUACAUUAUCUAA